AUGACUAACCCAGUAUCAGCGGAGUCUGGACCCGGGAGGGAGCCCAGCAGCCCCGCCAGCCCCGGGAGCGGCGUCGGGACGAGCAGCCUCUUGGCCCCUGAAGCGGCGCGCUCUGGUUCCCAGACUCCGAAGGCGGCGGCGGCGGCGGCGGCGGCGGCGCGCGCGGCCUCUCAGUCUUCGGAGCGUCUCCUUGGGAGGGAGGGAGCCAGGCUCCGUCUCCUCUCCGUGGGGAAGCAGGGCCUCCCGGGUAAGGAUGGGGAGUGGGCUUGUGCUGACCCUGGUCUCCCUCCCCUUUCAGACCUGUUUCCCCUCAUCUUCCCGACUGAGCCAGCCCAGGCCUCUGGCCCCUAUGUGGAGAUCAUCGAGCAGCCCAAGCAGCGGGGCAUGCGCUUCCGCUACAAGUGCGAGGGUCGCUCCGCGGGCAGUAUCCCUGGCGAGAGGAGCACGGAUACCACCAAAACCCACCCCACCAUCAAGAUCAAUGGCUACACCGGGCCAGGGACAGUUCGCAUCUCAUUGGUCACCAAGGACCCCCCUCAUCGGCCUCACCCCCAUGAGCUGGUGGGAAAAGACUGCCGGGAUGGCUUCUAUGAGGCCGAGCUCUGCCCGGACCGCUGCAUCCACAGCUUCCAGAACCUGGGGAUCCAGUGUGUAAAGAAGCGGGACCUGGAGCAGGCCAUCAGUCAACGCAUCCAGACCAACAACAAUCCCUUCCAAGUUCCCAUAGAAGAACAGCGUGGGGACUACGACCUGAAUGCGGUGCGGCUCUGUUUCCAGGUGACAGUGCGGGACCCGGCAGGCAGGCCCCUCCGCUUGCCACCUGUCCUCUCUCAUCCCAUCUUUGAUAACCGUGCCCCCAACACCGCCGAGCUCAAGAUCUGCCGAGUGAACCGGAACUCCGGGAGCUGCCUCGGGGGGGAUGAGAUCUUCCUGCUGUGUGACAAGGUGCAGAAAGAGGACAUCGAGGUGUAUUUCACGGGACCAGGCUGGGAGGCCCGAGGCUCCUUCUCGCAAGCUGACGUACACCGACAAGUGGCCAUUGUGUUCCGGACGCCUCCCUAUGCGGACCCCAGCCUGCAGGCCCCCGUGCGUGUGUCCAUGCAGCUGCGGCGGCCCUCAGACCGGGAGCUCAGCGAGCCCAUGGAGUUCCAGUACCUGCCAGACACAGAUGAUCGUCACCGGAUUGAGGAGAAACGCAAAAGGACAUAUGAGACCUUCAAGAGCAUCAUGAAAAAGAGUCCUUUCAAUGGACCCACCGACCCCCGGCCUCCACCCCGGCGCAUCGCCGUGCCUUCCCGAAGCUCACCUGCUGUCCCCAAGCCAGCUCCGCAGCCCUAUCCCUUUACGUCACCCCUCAGCACCAUCAACUUUGAGGAGUUCUCCCCCAUGGUCUUUCCUUCUGGGCAGAUCCCAAGCCAGCCCUCUGCCUUGGCCCCAGCCCCUGCCCCAGUCCUGGCCCCGGCCCCUGGCCCCGCCCCGGCCCCUGCCCCAGCCCCAGUCUUAGCCCCAGGCCUUGCUCAGCCUGUGGUCCCACCUGCUCCCAAGACCACCCAGGCUGGGGAAGGGACCCUGUCCGAGGCCCUGCUGCAGCUGCAGUUCGACGCGGAUGAAGACCUGGGGGCCCUGCUCGGCAGCAGCGCCGACCCGGCCGUGUUCACAGACCUGGCCUCCGUGGACAACUCUGAGUUUCAGCAGCUGCUGAACCAGGGUGUCUCUGUGGCCCCCCACGCAGCUGAGCCCAUGCUGAUGGAGUACCCUGAGGCAAUAACUCGCCUGGUGACAGGAUCCCAGAGGCCCCCUGACCCAGCUCCUGCGCCCCUGGGGGCCUCUGGGCUUCCCAAUGGCCUCCUGUCAGGGGAUGAAGACUUCUCUUCCAUUGCAGACAUGGACUUCUCAGCCCUUCUGAGUCAGAUCAGCUCCUAAGCGGUGACACCGACCCUGCCUGGUGUACUGGGUUGCAGGGGAUUGAAGCCCUCCCACAGCAAGCACUUAUGGAUUUGGGGUGGGGGGUGUGCUCCAACUGCCCCCACCUUCUUUGGGUGAUGUCUUCCGGGGGGGUGCAUUUUAUUCUUUUACUGGCAGUGUCUAUCUCUCUCUCUUUUUGGAGGUGCUUAAGCAGAAGCAUUAACUUCUCUGGAAAGCGGGGAGCAGGGAGGACUCAAACUCUUCCCCUGUCCUGAUGUUCAGCUCCCUUCUCUGUAUAGGGAAUUCUGGGGGCCCCGUCCCUACCCUCCAGCUUUAAUACUCUCCUAGAGAGAGGGAUGGGCUGGAGCUAUGGCCUUUGAGGCCACAAAGCCUUAUCACCAAGUGUCUUUUUCACGUGAUGGAUCCAUUCACACCUUGUGCCAAAAUAAUGUCUGUUUCCAGCCCCUCUGUGGUGCUGGCAUUGUCCUUGAACCAACACCAGCGGGAGGGCCUGGCCUUCUGGCCCCGCGGCGGUCUCUGGCAGCUCUCCUUGUUCAGCUGUAGCUGAAGGGAACUGGUGGGACCACACUGGCCCUGUCCAGGAUCUCGGGAGGUUCAGUCCGAGACCUCUCUGUUCCCCCUUUCCUCAAGUGCCUUAAUUGUAGGGCUAGUUGUUUGGAGAGUAGGGGGGAGGGCAGGCUGGCAGCUCUCCAAUCAGGAGGCUCAGUUUUUACUGAAGAAAUCAAAGCAGUUGGACUCUUGCUCUUUCUCUUCUGAACUAAUAAAUGUGUUGCCAAGCUGGC
Suricata suricatta (meerkat) is the source of this 2708-nucleotide messenger RNA. RefSeq names its product RELA proto-oncogene, NF-kB subunit (gene RELA). Bases 1 to 1923 code for a protein of 640 amino acids. Gene Ontology annotation, biological process: cellular response to stress; inflammatory response; response to cytokine. Gene Ontology annotation, molecular function: DNA-binding transcription factor activity, RNA polymerase II-specific; RNA polymerase II cis-regulatory region sequence-specific DNA binding. The record is from RefSeq and is a predicted model, not a curated record. The transcript is spliced from 12 exons. NCBI's taxonomy places the organism in Eukaryota, Metazoa, Chordata, Mammalia, Carnivora, Herpestidae. Gene Ontology annotation, cellular component: cytoplasm.